GGCCGCCAUCGUGUUUGUUUAUAAACAUAUCUUGCCGCAUGAAAAGUUCCAAAAGUUCAGUCUCUGUCCGGUUUAGCUUAUCUAAGUUCAAUUAAAUCGAAAAUUCCUCCAGCUCUUGGCAAUAAAAUUCCACUGCCUUUAAAUUAAUUGCUGGUAAGCUUCUCUGGAUUGAAAUUUACUCAGAAGAUGAUGACAGAAGAGGAAGUUAUUAAGCGUCGGCUGUUAAUUGACGGUGAUGGAACUGGAGAUGACCGACGAAUAAAUCUUAUGCUGCGUUCGUUCAUCAAGUACUGCAACAAUCCCGCAAGUCCCGAGGAAGACAACUCGGCAAUGAAUAGAAUGCUCCUUCAGUUGAGCCAGAGUGAGUUGGCUUCGGAAAAGUUUCUCCUCGGCUCGCACACGAGCAACGCCGAACUCAAGAGUUACGAAGAGCUGAAGGAAUCGAUUAAAAAUAGACUAGAGACUGCCAAGACGGAGAUUGAGGAAGCCAAAGAGUCCUUCAAAGCUGCCAAAGAAGUGCGCAAAAACAGGGUCCAGUACAAUGUACUCGCCAAAGUCAUCAAAGAGCAGCCGGACAGAAAGGGAACCCUCAAGAAAUUGGAGGAAAGUAAAGCAGAACUUGCUGAGUUGGAAAGCAAGCGAAAACAGAUUGACGACAAAUUGGAGAUGAGAAGGAAACGUUUGCACCUGCUCAACGUUGCCAUCCACGACUUUAUCGAGGAUGCCAACGAAAUCAAACUGCAAUUGGAUUCGGGCGAGGCGUCGUCUUCUGCAGAUAAUGCAGCUGACAGCAUUGACCUGCUGAUUGAGCCCUUUGACCUGGAGGACGUUGAGGACCAGGCGAUGAGCAUCGAUCCGUGAGUGAGAAAUUCAGUGAUGUGCUCGAAGGACAGUUCCGCAUUCCGCAACAUUUAAAUUUGAGCCACGUGUCACAUUCUAAAUGAAUAGUGAAUAAAUAACAUUCUAAGGCACUAAAAUUUAUAAUUAAUUUUUAAUGAAACUGAUUUACACUUAAUUAAAUAGAAGACAAAUAAGUACAGCGGACAUUGUCACUAGUUCCAUAGUUGCAGCGCCAUUAGUAGCUACUUCAUAAUUUCCAAUUUUUGAUGCGAAACCAACGACGUGGGCUACAUAAUUUUGCUCGUGUACCGAUUGAAAUAGAUGAGACCAGGGGCCUAUCAAAAAUUAAUAUUAUUUUGAUUUAAAAUUAGGAAAAUAUCUUGCCUAUGGCGUAGGCCGUCACUUCUCCACCUCCAUGAACACCUUCGUCAGUGGAAAUGGCAGAAUGUUGUUUAUAUUCAAAACUUUCCACAUCUUCUGUUGAAGGAUCCGGUCUUGUUACAUGAGUAGCAUUAAACGGGUAAAACUUUAUUUCCGUUCCAGUUGCGUACGACAAAGUUGUGUAAUUUAAAGCGUCUGAUUUAGAUUUAUAAGCAAUUCCUGCCAAAAUAUAACCUU
Neocloeon triangulifer is the source of this 1458-nucleotide messenger RNA. It is a transcript of the gene thoc7, whose product is annotated as THO complex subunit 7 homolog. Gene Ontology annotation, biological process: mRNA processing. Lineage: Eukaryota; Metazoa; Arthropoda; Insecta; Ephemeroptera; Baetidae. The transcript has 4 exons. Gene Ontology annotation, cellular component: THO complex part of transcription export complex. The record is from RefSeq and is a predicted model, not a curated record. Bases 187 to 861 code for a protein of 224 amino acids.